AUGCAGACUAUUACGGUCCAAGGCCACCAGUUACCUACCCCCUACGUCCCUAAGCCAUGGAUGAUGGAUCCCACUUCUGGGAUCCAAGCCUGUUUAUCGGCCUCUUACUACUUCGAGACUGCUGGAAGUGGCUCGAGCUGGGCACCAGGAUUUGCGGUGCAUUCAUGGAUCGUUGAAGGCAGCUCCUACAACUUCAACACCAACUCGUGUGAUGGAAGUGAAAUGUGUGGUCACUACACUCAGAUAGUGUGGCGUGACACCAAAAAGCUCGAGUGCGCAAGUGUAGUCUGUGAGAACGGUGCUGGAGUUUUCAUCACUUGUAACUACGACCCUCCGGGUAACUACGUUGGCCGAGAAACCUUACUAAGGGAAAGUCUAUAA
This is a messenger RNA of Brassica rapa (field mustard), 381 nucleotides long. Its product is annotated as pathogenesis-related protein PR-1. Lineage: Eukaryota; Viridiplantae; Streptophyta; Magnoliopsida; Brassicales; Brassicaceae. Gene Ontology annotation, cellular component: extracellular region. The record is from RefSeq and is a predicted model, not a curated record.